GCGUCGACGCACGAUCUGCGUGAUGACGUAAGGGCCGGCCGGCGGGACCUGGCGGAGGCUGAGGUGAAGCCCGCUCCUGGUCUGAGGAGGAUCCGCGACAAAAUGAAGAUCUGGACCUCGGAGCAUGUCUUCAACCACCCUUGGGAAACGGUUUUCAAAGCUGCCAUGCAGAAGUAUCCCAAUCCCAUGAAUCCGUGUGUUGUAGGAGUAGAUGUAUUAGAUCGACGUGUUGAUGACCAAGGCAAGUUACAUAGUCAAAGGCUUCUCAGUACGGAAUGGGGUCUACCAUCUGUUGUUAAAUCACUCAUUGGUGCAUCGAGGACACGGACGUACGUGCAUGAACACUCUGUUGUGGACCCUGUGAAACGGACCAUGGAGCUAAGAUCUGCAAAUAUAACAUUAACAAAUCUAGUAUCGGUGGAUGAACGAUUGGAGUAUAAACCCCAUCCACAGGACCCAGAAAAAACAAUCCUUACCCAAGAAGCUAUUAUCAGUGUGAAGGGGGUCAGUCUCAGCAGCUAUAUGGAAGGUAUAAUGGCAAACAGCAUCUCUGCUAAUGCAAAUAAAGGCCGUGAAGCAAUGGAGUGGGUAAUCCGCAGGUUAAAUGCAGAAAUUGAAGAGUUGGCAGCAUCUGCAAGAGGAAGUAUUAAAAUGCCAAUGGCUGCAACAUCAGUGGAGUAAUGAAGAGCUGUUAAGAAAUGUGUUGCUGGCCUCUGAGCUACUUAGCGAAUUGCUUCCCACUGUGCGUUUCAUUUUCCAUGUUCACAGGGCUUCAUGUUGAAGACGUAUAUAGCAACAUGAAUCUGCUUAAUAUUUGCUCUAUUUCAGUAGCACGCUGUAUACAGCUGUCUGCUGACUGUAGUUGUGCCCCUGCCAUACAGUGCAGAGGCUUUCCUGAAGGGUUUAUUUUUUGUUUUGAUGAGUUUCUUGGAAUAGAUGCACAGAGGGAAGUGAUGUUGUCAGUAUUUAUUACGAGGUAUAUUGUCUUAUCAGAAUUGAGAGGUGGCAAAGUUGGCAGCGGAGGAGCUUGUGAUCUCCAAUUUGGUGGCCCAUAUACUUGCAGAGGUUAAAAAUGAAAAAGUGUUUGAAACAGUUACUUGAAUUGAUCAGAAAGCAGAACUUUCUCUGGUGAAUCACUUUGACAAAGAUCCUGUCUGUUGUCUGGAUGCUUAACUGGCCUGAGAACUUGAAAAAAUUGUAUGCUUUAACCUCCUGUAACAAACAGCCCAACUGUUGGUUCCAAACAGCAAGUAUUACAGCAUGAGUAUUUUUAAAUUUCAGUACUAAAAUUAAGAAGUUAAACUUUUAGAACUUGUAUUUAGUUCUCAGUCAUGCAAAGCAAUAUUCUUAAAUAAAUGGGCGUUUAUCACAUAAAAUUGUACAGAAUUUAUGGAGUUAGUAUGUUUAUAUUUGAAGUCUUCAGGUUAAGAGAAGUCUGUAGCAGAAAACUAACAUUAUGGCUAUCAUCUCGAAAAAAAAUUGCAGUUGUACAUUUUAAAUGAAUAUUCCUGUGAAUUUCUGAAAACUAGAUUUUGGUAAUCUGUUUGUUCUGUUAACAUUUACAAUUUAACCUAGGAUGAAUUAUCCAACAAAUUUGCCAAGCAUUUUCUAUGUUGUGUCAAUAUUCCUAAAGCACUGAAACAUAACUGAAAGUUUUAUGUACCCUAUAGAACUUGGUUGUAGUGCUUUUUAAAAGAGAAGACAUAUGAUUGUUCUGCCUUAAUUAUUUUUCAUCAUUACAGGAAUGUCCUCUGAUCCAACAGUGAAAUAGUACAAGAAAAUGCCCUUACCUCAAUCAUAUUAGUUUCUGAAAUUAUCAACGUCACACUGACACCUUGUGAUCACCCUUGCAUAUCAUGGCUACCUAAAUAACUAGACUUAGGCCUCUGCCUUCUGACCCUAAGAACCAGUAUUGGCUUUGGCUGUUGAUCUUAUACCUAGGAUGCUCCUGUAGCCAUUUUUGGACCGUAGGGAAACAAUACUUUUGUAGCUGCACACUAAUAUCUCACAAACAUUAUCAAACGAGAAUUCUUGUGCUAGGCUUUCUAAAGUGAAGAUUCUUCCUUCUUGUAAGAGACUCUCAACAUAUUCUGUAGCAGGGCUGCACUCUGUGGUCUCUUUUACUGGAAGAUGCUUUUAAGAUUUUUGAAGCACUUGAAAGUGUACAGAAUUUGAAUUUCAUUGUGUUUUUGCAGGAUUCUCUGUUACAAAACAGUUUCCUGUUCUGAAUGUAAAGUGAUUACUGUAACCUGCAGAGUUGUUGAUUAAAGUGUCAGUUUGGCAGCAAUCCUGCCUCAGGAUCAGAAGGCAGCUGGCACAAGCCACACUAAAAUAUUGAACACAGCACCACAGCAACACAGUACUCAGUAAUGCUACUCUUCACAUGAGACUUUAUUAAGUUACAUGAACGUGAAAGACCCUGAGUCAGUAUUUGACAAAGGGAGAUUUUCCACUAUCUUGGCUAACAUUCCUCCUUCAGUGCCAUCAGAGAUGUAUUAAUUCAUCACCUGUGGGACCUUGCUGUAUUUGGAACUACUGUAUGUUUCCCUAUAUAAGUCACUCAGUGGUAUUUCAUUAAAGAUGAGGAGCUUUAAGAAGUGAGUGUUUUAUGAAUACCAUGCUUUCAUUAAUUUAAUAGAGCUUUAUCUGAACUUUCAGGACAUUUGGAAUUGAGAAUUCUAUCUGGGUUGGCGUGCCUGAGAGCUGCAUAUCUCUGAGCUCUCUUCCUGUACCUCUUUCUUUUUCUUUUUCUUCUUUUUCUUGGGAGAGUUGAGAGCUUUUGUCUUCUGAAGUGACGCUGUUGAGGUCUUCUCUGUACAGUCACUGAUGUUACACAGUACCAACUACAUGCAGCAGGAUUUUGGCUUGCUCUCAGGAAUGGUCAUGUGCUCUGUCUCUAUUACACUUAGAGAGAGGGCAAAUGCAGAGCUUGUGCCUCCUGUGUGAAAGUUUACUUCAGUGCAGAGAAUGGCAGGUACCAGUUAACAGUGCCUUCUUUCACCUGCGCCUUCUGACCCAGGACCGAUAAAUCUAAUACAGAGACUUUUGGGCAGCACUGUAGUUCAGGAUUCUUCUGGUCUUUACUAUUCCACACUGAAUGGCAUCGCACACAGCAUUUGUUGUAAUAAGAAAAUUCCUCUUUUAUUCCAAAUUUUACGUUUUAGUUUAAGCAAUUUUCUUAUCAAUACUUAUUAUAAUUUUCUCUCGGUUCUCUUUGGAAUUUUGCUACUGCCUGGGCAUACAGAUAAUUUGUGCCAAAACUCAUUUAUUAGUUGUGAAUAGAAAUGACAUUUUAAUAAAUUAGGUUUUCCAAUUAAUAAUUUGGAAAAUGUCACUGCAUAUAAUGAGUCUGCUGCUCAGCUUGGGUUUGUAUAACUGUACAACAAGGAGUUGCGCUUCAAGUAGAUAAAUACAUAGAGGAAGGUAUGCUUAAUAUUUCAGGUUGUUUAACUUUUUAUCAGAACAAUUUCUGACGAAGGUCAUCAAACUGAUGUAUUGAUGCUGCCUUCAUCUUGCCACCUACGCUGAGUGUUUGGCGCAUAUUUUAUAUUGUACUUCAAAUUUUCAGCUUCUAUGGCGUUCUGUUGUAUAGUAGGUAGCUCCAGUUGAAGAGUUCACACCGGUACAGUUUUGUUUUGUGCUGUAGUUUGUUUGAUUCUCUGGGAAUACUAAGGUUCGUGCCAUUUCUGGAGGAGUAGGUGAUAUGGACAGUUCAUCUCCAUAAACUAUAUGGGGUUUAGUCUGCUUUACUGCUUAAUAUGUACAAGCACAAAAGCUUGUUCUUUCAAAAGUGGGGUUCAAAAGGAAGCAGAUUUAAUUAGGCAGCGUAAUAUAUACUGUUAAGGGUUUAAAGGGACAAUUUUACAUUGAAUUCUGUUAUAUGUGACUUGGGCUCAGAGGACUGUUCUAUGUUCCACCCUUAGACCUACUUUAUUUGAUGGUUUUGCCAUAGUACAAUGGACAAUCCUCCCUGGACCAACCUGGAUCUACUUUUAUUUCCUUCUUGACAUAAAAUGUCCCAAGAUAUGAAAAGUUUUACAGCUACAAAAAGACGAACUUUUUUAGAUGCUGCUAGUAACAUUUAUUAUUUAAUGUUUUGCUGGAUGAAGAUUUUGUUGAAGUUAAUGUGACCAACAAGAAGAAUGAAGCAUUGGAUUAGGCUAAUACAAUUAAAAGACAACAGUAUUAGUUUUUUCAUUAUGAUUUUCCUGUGUGAGAUCUCUGCUAUUUUUCAGUUCCAUGACAUUUUGUAUGGAAUAGUAUUUAUUUAAUGGCACUGAAUUGUACUUCAAACGCCAGCCAAGUUGUUAACAUUUUUUAA
This is a messenger RNA of Stegostoma tigrinum, 4321 nucleotides long. Its product is annotated as PRELI domain containing protein 3B-like. Gene Ontology annotation, biological process: phospholipid transport. Bases 103 to 681 code for a protein of 192 amino acids. Gene Ontology annotation, molecular function: phosphatidic acid transfer activity. The record is from RefSeq and is a predicted model, not a curated record. The transcript is spliced from 6 exons. Lineage: Eukaryota; Metazoa; Chordata; Chondrichthyes; Orectolobiformes; Stegostomatidae. Gene Ontology annotation, cellular component: mitochondrial intermembrane space.